Messenger RNA from Tachyglossus aculeatus (Australian echidna), 4253 nucleotides. RefSeq names its product interferon gamma receptor 1 (gene IFNGR1). The record is from RefSeq and is a predicted model, not a curated record. NCBI's taxonomy places the organism in Eukaryota, Metazoa, Chordata, Mammalia, Monotremata, Tachyglossidae. Gene Ontology annotation, molecular function: cytokine binding; cytokine receptor activity. The coding region runs from base 1 to 1464 and encodes 487 amino acids. Gene Ontology annotation, cellular component: membrane. The transcript is spliced from 7 exons.
AUGAGGAGGCCGGGCGGGGGUCCGGGGGUCCCCUCCGCCAUCUUCGUCUUCCUCGCCUUCCUCCCCCUCUCCCGCCCGGGGCUGCCCGCCACGACCGGGACCCAGGCCCCCGCCUCAGUGCCCAUGCCAGUCAACGUGAAAAUCGAAUCCUAUAAUUGGAAUCCUUUGGUGUCCUGGGACUUCCCGAAUGUGUCUGGGCUCCCUCUUUUCACCGUGGAGAUCUUGAACUAUAACAAUGAAAAUUGGAUGAAAGUCCGCAACUGCAGUGGAAUUUCUGCUCAUUCUUGUUACAUUCUCACUGAUAUCAUGGACUCGGAGAUAUCGCACUGGGCUAGAGUUAAGGCUUCCAUUGGAGGAAAAGAAUCUGAUUAUGCAAAAUCCAAAGAUUUUGUCCUGAAAAGAAAUGGAAAAAUUGGACAGUUCAAACUAGAUGUCACAACCAAAGAUGAUAAAAUCAUUGUUGACAUAUUCUACCCUCCAAUUUUUGCUGAUGGAUCGAAGAAAAUCUCUUUGUUCGACGUGUAUGAUGAUAUUACUUGCAUGGUUUAUUGUAGUGUAGAUGGAGAUGAGUCUGAAGAAGAGUAUGAAACUGAGUGCGAUUUUGAUAAAUGCAACACCAGCAUUCAAAUAUUGUCUGGAAAAUCUGAGUACUGUAUUAGGGCUCAACUAAUCUCAGAAAAUUGGGAAAUUAAAUCUGAAGAAACAGAAAGGCACUGUCUUCACCUUCCACCCAAAAGCCCAUCAGAUGCUCAUGUGACUUUGCCCAUUGCUCUAGCUGCUUUGGUCUCAAUUGUUUUGAUAAUAGUCUUUGCUUAUCAAUUGGGGAAGAGAAGCAGCAGCUGCCAGAGAGGAAAUAUCCGAUUACCCAAAUCACUGGUCUCCAUAGUAAGAAACUUUAAUUCCCGGAGCAUUCUGGAGACUAAGUCAGAAACAAAGUAUGUUUCCAUCUUAACGUGUCAGCCAGCACCCCCACACAGUGUGAAGGAGCUCGUGGAGGAGCCAUUCACCCCGGUGACCGAGGUGGAAAUCAUUCCUGCUGAGGACAGCGUGGGGAAAUCGGAGCAAGACACUCCUUCCCAAGAGACUUCAAAUCCGACAGAAGUGACGGCCGUCGAGGAGGGUGCUACAGAGACGAGCUCAGACAGCCAUCCCAGCUCCAAGGGGAAAGACAGCUAUUUCCAAUCUAACUGCAGCCUCUCCUCACACUCAGAGCCUUCCAGUCACGGAUCUGGAAGUUGCUCCACGGAGCUGGACAGCAUCACUGUGUAUGAGCCUGCGGCCGAAGUGACGGUCCAAGACCCUCUUCCGCUACGGAACACUAACGUGAAUUUUGGUUACGAUAAGCCUCAUGUUCUCGUUGACCUGAUCGUAGAUGAUGGUGCCGGGUCUGUGAUUGGGUACAGACCUUCAGAGGAGUCGGCAGCCUCUUCGUCAACAUACAACCAAGAGCUGCAAACAGCCUGAUUUCAGAGCUCUGAUCCGUAGGCAGACAAGGGACCCCGUGCUCCGUUCUUCCACGCAUUAUUUGGUGCCACUGUGGGAAAGAGUUGGAUGGACCUUAAGAAAACAGGAUACGUUUGUAUCUCCAGCCUGUGUGAUUCUUUCCGACUUAGCAGGUAGAAUUCAUAGACAUCUUUUGGAAUGAAGAUGAGGACCUCUUGAACUUUCAGAAUUGAGGUCCAGGUUAUCCUUUUAAAAGAAACAGUAUGCUGAGCCAAAAUUUUCAUUUUUGAAUCUUUUUUUUUUUUUAAAAGAUGUAGCGAAAAGAGCCUGGGUUUUGGAGUCAUCAUUUUUAGCAAGCUGGACAACACAGAGUUGACUUGUUUACUGGAAGAGGGCUGUCCUUUGCUAUUUUGGGAUACAUGACAUGGAGGAGUUUCAGCUUUUGACUUAUGAUUGAAGGACUGUUCAGGACUGUUUGCAGUAUGAACUUAAAAUAUUCAGCCAGUGAUCAAUGUAAUAAGUUUGGCCCAUUGGAUGUCAUGUGAACGCCUUGUGGGUAGAGAACAUAGCUACCAACUCUGUUGUAUUAUACUUUCAAUAAAUAUCAUUGAUCAGUGUUUUAGCUGUUGAGGAGAGUCUAGUGUACAAACGACUCUCAUUUCAUUUCAUUUCCUUAGUUUUUUUUUCCUUUGUUUAUAAUGUAUGUGGUCCUGUGAGUACUGUUUAUCACUGUACCCAGGUUGUUUUUUAACUUUGUCAGUUUUUCCAUCAUACCAAAAAUGAUUUAGGAAUACUUGUACAUAAAUAUGUCAGUACUCAUAAUUAUCAAAGGGGUGUGUGAUAGCCUGGUGAGAGAUGUAGGGUCCCAGUUUUUAUAGCAAACCUGAGACUAUUACUACCUUUUUAAAAGAAUGAUUGUGUGUCUCGCCUCAUGUUCUUUUUCCUUUUGAGUGACUCUGGAGAAAGAUACAAAGUAAUGUUAAAAUACUCUGUAGUAUAUAAGGAGUUGGAAGUUUUUUACUGAAUUAGCUGCAGCGUUUAGCGGGUUCCCAUUACUAGUAAAGCACUGUUCUGGGCCUUCAAGGAUCAUUUUGUGUUCAGUCCCCAGUAGAGCCUCACGUGAUCUCACCCUGGCCUUUAGGAUCUGACCUAACGCAGGCCAGACUGGUGUCAGACGAGCCUGGAAAAGAUACCGCAUGCCCCUACCAGCGAGGGUCUCCUUGCACAACCUUCAGGCCUUCAGUGGCUUGGGAACACGCAUACGUGACAGAUGACCACGUUGGACUCUGGCAUUGGGUUGUAAGGUCUAGCGGGUUAAGUAGAAACUCUGUCAACAAAUAAAGUUAUGAGAGAUUUGUAAAAGUGCCCAACUUUUUAAAAACAUUUUUUUCAAGUCAGCAGUCCCCACGCUCCAGAUGGGUUACUCAGGAUGUGUGUGGUGGUACCGCUGCUCAUCCUUGAAUUCCAAGAAGCAAUCAAUCAAUCAAUCAAUCAAUCAAUCGUAUUUAUUGAAAUCAGAAGCAGAAAUCAGGGCUGUCCAGUGGCACCAGAAGUGUCAGAUAGGGUGCUGGUGUCACCUGUAUUUCAACCUGAGCAGGGCUCUGCCCUGCCCCAAGCAAGAUUCAUUCACACAUUCAUUUAUUCAGUCAUAUUUAUUGAGCGCUUACUGUGUGCAGGGCUCUGUACUAAGUGCUUGGGAGAGUGCAGUACAACAGUAGACGCAUUCCAUGCCUACAACGAGCUCACAGUUUUGCCACUGCACAAUUCACCUCCAGCCAUCUCAAGCAGGUUUAACGCCCUUCUGCAGUCUAGUUAGGGUGACUGUCCUCCUUAGCAGCAGUCCACAAGAGGCCAGGUGCCAAAGCAUCCAGCCCUUAAGCCAAAUUUGGCAAAUUCCCCAAAAGGAGGUUUCAGCAGUGUCUGAUGCUCAUACUGACUCUUGUAUUCAAUAUCACAUAUGUGCUCCAUUAUCUUGGAGGAAAGUGAUUAAUAGUAGAAAGGAACUUAUGCCAUUGGAUUCAAGGAGAGAUUACUUGUGUAAAGUCUCUGGGAUUAGACCUCAGAAGGAAGUCAUGAAGGAGAACUGAGAGAUGAUGUUUUUAAAUACUUCUUCAUGAUGUGAGGUACCGUGAGUUUCCGUAAAGUUUCUUCUUGGUCUCCUAAAAGGGGACCUUUUUCUUGACCAGUCCCAUUAUACACUUCCCAUUCUGCCAUCUCCUGAUCCAAGACUGGGAAAAACAGGCAUUUCAGGUCAGGUGUGAGGGGUGGGGAAUAUCGAGAGACUAUGGUUUUUUGUGAGUCACACAUGCUUGCUCUAAUUUAGUUUUUCAAUCAUAAAAUUUCCUCCCUCUCUGGGUCUCUAUUCAAAUAGUUUUGUUCUGUGGUUCCCUCGUGUUGAAAUGAAUAGAGGGCUGAAUAUGACUUCCGAGAAGCUAAUCAAGUUGCUGAAACCUUGUCUAAAUAAUUUUAUUACUCUUAUGUACCACCUAUGUUUACAAAUAUGUAACUGGUGGCUAGUCAGCCAAUUUAAAAAGUAGUUACAGGAAAGGAAUUGGAUUGUGAACUUUAGCUAGUUCUGUAGUGAUUAUGUCAACAAAGAAAGUUAUGAGAGAUUCGUGAAAAUGCCAAACUUUUAAAUUGUUUUUUUUAAAGGUAAAGCUAUAUUGGCAUGUGUAGUUGGAUGAUUUUUUUUUUACUGCAAUAGGUAAAUAAAUAUAUAAAAUAUGAAUAAAUAGACAGCUGGGUGGCUUGUUUCUAGAGAUUGGGGUAGAGAAAGAUUUUUAUUAAAAUAUGAAAUGGUUCUGCUUAAA